GCCGAGAGCCCUGCGGAGGGCAGGACGGAGGAGAUGGAGCGGCUGGGGGCGAACGGCAGCUGCAGCAACGGGUCUCUGCUCACCCUUUCAUGCCUUUCCCACCAAGUUGUGUGCCGGGUGAUCAGUGGUGCUGAUCCCGCUGGCUCAGUCCAUGACAAUGGGACUUCGGAUACCUCCUGGGUAGCUCGGCUGGAAAGCAAUUAUGGAUUCUACAUCGGCUUGGGCCUGGCUGUCUUCUCCAGCUUCCUCAUCGGAAGCAGCGUCAUCCUCAAGAAGAAGGGGCUGCUACGGCUGGUGGAGAAGGGAGGCACCAGGGCAGGAGAUGGAGGCCACGGCUACCUGAAGGACUGGCUCUGGUGGGCUGGCUUGUUAACGAUGGGUGGAGGGGAAGCUGCCAACUUUGCUGCCUAUGCCUUUGCUCCUGCGACUAUUGUCACGCCUCUGGGAGCCCUGAGCGUGCUCAUAAGUGCCAUCCUGUCUUCGUAUUUGCUUGGAGAGCGGCUCAACCUGCUGGGAAAGCUGGGCUGCAUGCUGAGCCUUGUGGGCAGUACCAUGAUGGUGAUACAUGCCCCAGAGGACGAGGAGGUCACCACUCUGGAUGAAAUGUUGUCUAAGCUGAAAGAGCCAGGUUUCCUUGCUUAUGCUGCGAUCCUCUUGGCUGUGUGCUUCCUCCUGAUCUUCUACCUUGCACCCCGCUAUGGCCAGAGCAACAUCCUCAUCUACCUCACCAUCUGCUCCGUGAUUGGUGCCUUCUCCGUGUCCUCAGUCAAGGGCCUGGGUAUUGCCAUCAAGGGCUUCUUUGCUGACCAGCCUGUGCUGCAGCACCCACUGACAUGGAUCUUGGUCAUCACGCUGGUAGCGUCCAUCACUACCCAAAUUAACUACCUCAAUAAGUCUCUAGACAUUUUUAACACCUCGCUGGUGUUUCCCAUCUACUAUGUGCUGUUCACCACCAUCGUCAUCACAACUUCCAUUAUCCUCUUUAAGGAAUGGGUCACCAUGACCGUAGUGGACAUCAUUGGGACAGUUUGUGGCUUCCUCACCAUCAUUUUGGGAGUUUUUUUACUCCAUGCCUUCAAAGACAUGGAUGUCAGUUUGGGGAAUCUGCCACAGAUCCUCCAGAACGAGCAGCAGGCACCAGUCACUCGAGAUGACAAGAACAUCCUGAUAGAGGUGGACAACUCCAGCAUCGCUCCAGAGGAUAAACCUAAAGUAUUCAUGAUUUAUACCUAG
Messenger RNA from Cygnus atratus (black swan), 1233 nucleotides. It is a transcript of the gene NIPAL4, whose product is annotated as NIPA like domain containing 4. The record is from RefSeq and is a predicted model, not a curated record. Gene Ontology annotation, cellular component: membrane. Lineage: Eukaryota; Metazoa; Chordata; Aves; Anseriformes; Anatidae. Gene Ontology annotation, biological process: magnesium ion transport. Gene Ontology annotation, molecular function: magnesium ion transmembrane transporter activity.